UUUUAACCGUGUUUGCAGCUGUAUAGCUAUAGCGCAUACAUGUGUACAAAAUUAUGUGUGUAGUAAAGUAUGCAAGCGCAAAAAGUACGUACGUGUGACAUGAACAGGCAGUGUGAAUUGCACUGAUGUGAACUGAAUAUCUAGAAUCUACAUCUACAUCUAAUUUAGAAAUAGUCUAGAUCUAAAUCUACUUCAUCGGCAAUAUGGCAUCUAUCAAACCAAGAAGGAGACAUGGAAUGGGUGAAGCGGGCCUAAAAGCUCUCGAUGCAGAAAUGCAGCGUUCAUUCAGCAUGAAGAUGGGGCAAUUAAAACGAAUGAAACGUGAUGCCCAUGAAGAGGAUCCAGACUCAGGUGUGGUCUACGUCUCCCACAUUCCUCAUGGAUUCUACGAACCUCAGAUGAAGAAGUUCUUCUCACAGUUUGGAAACAUCAAGAGAUUACGGCUCAGCAGAAGUAAAAAGAGUGGCAAGUCCAAGGGUUAUGCUUACAUUGAGUUUGAAUACGACGAAGUUGCCAAGGUAGUGACAGAGACAAUGCAUAAUUACCUCAUGUAUCAGAAACUGCUAAAAUGUUUCUAUGUUCCUAAGGACAAACUCCAUCCUGACACAUUCAAGGGUUGUUUCCGUCACUUCAAGGGCCCCCGAAGACGAGAGAUUGCAGCAGCCAGAAACAAUAGUUUGCUGGAGAGUGGGAAAGACCAUAUCUUGGAGAGCCAGAAGCGGAGAGUGAAUGGACUCAACAAGAAGCAGAAGAAGCUUGAGAAGCUAGGCAUCAACUUCAAGAUUGAGGGUGUGGACUCUGAGUGGAAACGACUGCAAGAAUCACAGCCUCCCGCACCAAAGGUUGCUGUCCCAAAGAAGGCUGCAAAAGUAACAGCAAAGACACCCUCCAGAUCAAGGAAACCUGCUGCAAAACGAGAACAGAAAGGUGCUGUGAAGAGGAAGAGGGCCAAGACUGCAGGAGCACCCAAGUCCAAGAAGAAGCAGCACAUCGUUGAUUCUGGUGAUACAGCGGAGGCAAGUUUAGCAGCCCCAGCAAAGAAAAGGAAACCAGAGAAAGAAGAGACAACUAGCGAAGAGAAGGAGAUUAAACAGACUGAAAUCAAAGUCACUCCAAAAGGGAAGGCUAAACAGGAAGCCAGUAGGGGAGCUCAGAGUGCCAAGGUGCCUUCUAAAGGGAAAGCAGCCAUAGGUGUCAGGACUGCUGUCAGAAAAAGCACAAGAUUGUCUUUACGAUGAUUGAAAGAUGAUAGAUACUAAUGAACAUUGUAAUAUCCAGUACCAGUCAAAUGGAGAAGAUUCCUCUCAUAAUUAAGUACUGAAUAUUUACUUUGAACUUUCAAGCCCCUUCAAACAGCGCCAAAUCCUGGUCCUUUCUCUACUUGUGUAGCUGUUGCUGAUUUCCAAGAAACACAUCGAAGUUGGAGAAAGCCAAAUCAGAAAGCUAAACCAAGAAUAUUACUGAUCUUGCUCUUCAUAAUGUAAUGUACAUUUUCACGAUUCCAGGUUUAGUCACUCAGGAAACCAUGUAUUGGCCUGUGUAAAAUAUACAUAUGAAUUAUGAAAUCUUC
Messenger RNA from Strongylocentrotus purpuratus (purple sea urchin), 1570 nucleotides. Its product is annotated as MKI67 FHA domain-interacting nucleolar phosphoprotein-like. The record is from RefSeq and is a predicted model, not a curated record. The transcript has 5 exons. NCBI's taxonomy places the organism in Eukaryota, Metazoa, Echinodermata, Echinoidea, Camarodonta, Strongylocentrotidae. Gene Ontology annotation, cellular component: nucleolus. Gene Ontology annotation, molecular function: RNA binding. Gene Ontology annotation, biological process: maturation of LSU-rRNA from tricistronic rRNA transcript (SSU-rRNA, 5.8S rRNA, LSU-rRNA). Bases 204 to 1238 code for a protein of 344 amino acids.